CCAGCGCUGAGCCUGUCUGCCAGCAGCUUCAGCAGCGGCUCGAGCUGGAUUCUGUUACGCUCUCACACACAGGAGGCCCCCUUUUUUUUUUCUUAUUUCCGAGGAUUAUUCUUCACCAUGGGCGACAAAAAGAGCCCUACCAGGCCAAAAAGACAAGCCAAACAGACCGCCGACGACGGAUACUGGGACUGUAGUGUAUGCACAUUCAGAAACACUGCCGAGGCUUUCAAAUGCAGCAUCUGCGAUGUGAGGAAGGGCACAUCCACAAGGAAACCCAGGAUCAACUCCCAGCUGGUGGCCCAGCAGGUGGCUCAGCAGUACCCGAUGCCUCCUCCACCCAAGAAGGAGCGAAGGGAGAGGAGUGAGCGCACGGACAAGGAACGCCCAGAUGGAGAAGGUGAAAGUGCCAAUGGAGAGGGACGUCCUGAAGUGGAGCGUCCAGAGACAGUGAGGCCAGAGGGAGACAUCCCUGAGAAAGACCAGAGUGAACAGGAACUGCCAAUCAAAGACAAACCUGACAGAGAGAAGGACAUCAGCCCGGCCGUCACAAAGAAGCCCAGCAGCAAAAAGACCAGACCCAAAUCAGACAACCAUCAGAGCCCCGUCAGUGACAAACACAGCAUACAGUCUGGAAAAUCAGCAACCAAGACCAACAAGAACUCGCACAUUUCCAGGCCCAAACUGAAGAACAUCGACCGAAGCACCGCCCAGCAGUUGGCCAUCACUGUAGGGAACGUGACAGUGAUCAUAACAGACUUUAAGGAGAAGACCCGUUCAUCCUCCACGUCCUCGUCCACCAUCACGUCCAGUGCGGGCUCGGAACAGCAGCACCAGAGCUCCGGCUCAGAGAGCAUGGACAAAGGCUCGUCACGUGCCUCCACCCCUAAAGGGGAUCUCUCUGUGGGGCACGAUGAGUCAUUCUAAGGUCCCGCCCUCUUUCUCAACUUUGCCCUGCUACGCCUCCUUUCCCUGUGUUUCUGGACACUUUGGAGCCCAGAGGGGGACACGUGUUGUCUUUGCCUUUGUUGCCCUGCUUCCAUUCCACAGCCACCCCUGGAUGCUGAGAGGAGCAGCGUGUUGCACCCUUCGUCAAACUAAACCUCCUGCUCAAAGACCUUCUUCGUGGUUCCACCUGUGUCGCAAGCAAAGAGAGCGGGCCUGCAAACAGUCCCCGCCCCCACGGUAGCAUCUAGACACUUGUAUGUAUUGUUUUAUAUUUGUACGUGGAAGUGAGGCCAAGUUGAC
Messenger RNA from Thalassophryne amazonica, 1245 nucleotides. RefSeq names its product RING1 and YY1 binding protein b (gene rybpb). The record is from RefSeq and is a predicted model, not a curated record. Gene Ontology annotation, biological process: positive regulation of DNA-templated transcription. Gene Ontology annotation, molecular function: transcription coregulator activity; DNA binding. Bases 118 to 924 code for a protein of 268 amino acids. Lineage: Eukaryota; Metazoa; Chordata; Actinopteri; Batrachoidiformes; Batrachoididae. Gene Ontology annotation, cellular component: nucleus. The transcript has 5 exons.